CCGCCACCGAAACUCCGAAUUUGGUUUUUUGUACGGUUAGAGCUUUUGUGAAGAAGAAGAUCCUUUGCGGUUGAUGUUGUACGUGUUUUAAGGGAGAAAUUUUACAAUGCUAUAUAGUAUUGGUGCUAUAGGUUUUUGUCUUUAUGGUACAACUUAAAAUUGUACAUUUACGUUAUAGUACAACUUCAAAUUGUACCUAUACUUUUUGUACAAAUUCUUUUAUGGUACAACUUGAACUUGUACCUUUAUGUGAUGGUACAACUUCAAGUUGUAAAGUUGUACCAUAACAUAAUGGCACAAAUUGCUUUAUGGUACAACCUAAACUUAUACAUUUAGUGUUAUGGUACAACUUUGAGUUGUACAUUAAAGCACCGAUGCUAUAUAGCAUAGUAGAAGUGCUCGUUUCAAUGGGUCGACCUUUAGCUCUCGCCGUCAUCUUGUCUAAUUCGUAAUUUGCAUCGUUUAAUUUGAUAUUUUGUUGCAUGCAGAAGACCACCCGAAAAAGUGAAUUUAGGGCACAACACUCGGACUUCUGUACUUGCGAGGUAAGGAAGAUCAAACCCAAUAGGUCGACCUAAUUCUUAUCAUGGUCGACUGUUUUUGUUUGUUUUGCUUGUUUAUCCAGAAUAUCGAAUUUGGCUUUGUUUGUAAGGCUAUGUUGUGCUUAAAAGGUCGGCCGGUCAAUGUGUCUGGUUGACCUAUCAAUUUUUCGUGGUAGUAUUACACAUAUUUUUGUUGGUAAAUUGGUAUUAUUCUGCUAGAUAAGUCGACUUAGGAAGAGCAAAGGUCGGACUAAUUGGUUUUGGUAGUGACAACUUACGUCUUUAAGGUCGACCUAAUAAUAUUUCAGGUUGACCACUUCUUUGUUGUUGGUCAUUUGUACAAAAUUAGAGUGACCACCUUAGGAGAUUCGGUCGACUGCAGUUAAGAAUAGAUCGACCGAGUUGUACAAGUUACAGUGAUUUGCAAGGCACCAUAGUCGCACCUCAAUUUAGAGGAUGUUAUUAAACGAUAAGUAUAAAUUUGUAUAUAGUCCACAAGUAGUUGAUUAGCCAAAAGCCCAUAAAUAAUGUGUAAUUAGUCCAUGCAGCCCAUGGACAGUCCGCGGAUUAAAUAUUGAACUCCAUUUAUAUAUGGUUCCACUUGUAUAUAUUGAUACUAUUUAUCUUGCUAUGGAACUCAACAAAGGUGAUAGAAAAACUCGUAGUUUGAAGGACUCUAAUUUGUUUAUGGAUUAGUCUUCGAAUUUCAGAAAUAUCACAUAAAAUCGGAUUGUUUCUCGCGGUUUAAUUCAAUUGUGAUUGCUUGUUGAAUUUUAUUUUGUUGGCGUGAAAUAUUUGAUGAAACUUUAUUAAUUUGCCACUUAGUUAACUAUAUAAAGAAAAAUAUUAAAAGUCAGAACUCGAGAAGGAUGAAUGAAAUUCGCAAACAUGCAAACAAAAGGCACCAAACUAAAAUAUUAAGGCUUAAUGAUUUGGGCACCCCAAAAUCCAUUAUUCUUUCCUUCAAGGCUUCAACCCCUUCUUCUCCAUAAUAGCCAGCUCAAUUUUGUUUUUCCUAAAAUUGCUAUCUGAUAUGGGCAUAUACUAAAGCCACUUUGUGUUACAAAGCAACCACACAGAAUGAUACCCAUCGCAGUCCACAAAGCAAAAGCAAGGAACCAAAACCAAAGGUCUAUCUUGACAAGGACUCUUCCUCCUCACAAAAACACAAUCAACGACAAACCAACUCGGUCCAACCCAAAUUGUUAGAUUGAGCCAACUCUCCCAUGUAUUAUCCAAUUUCACAUUUAGUCAGUGAUCAAACGUUACGAAAAUACGGUUCAUUUUUUACUCUCGCAAUACAAUAUGUGGACUAAAUCAACUCUUAUUUCAUCUCAGAACUUCAUUAAUGUCCAUUUGCUCCGAUCAUGAUCUAAUUCAUUACACAAAAUAUGCUUCAAACAAUCCUAAAAUUCUUUUUUUUUAACAUCCUAACAAACUCUAUAAGUCUUCUGGUUCAAUCCACAAAUCGAACCGCUACCCCCUUAAAUUGUGACCUAUCGAUACUUACAGGGCCAAAUGAUGGCCCAACCCUAAAUUAACACCGUAACCAAACAUACACAUCUCAACACUCAGAAUCGAAUCAAACCAGACCAGCUAAAUUAAUAGUAUCUAGGGUCAGACUUACAACUCUACCCACACCUAUGACCAAAAUUCACAUCACAAUUUAAACACCUACCCCUCUCUUCCUUAUAUGUUAGGUCUUUCCAUCUCACAACCCCAAAAACACCCUCCACCCAAACCCAAAAAAAAAAAAAAAACAUGGGACUUUGUUUCACAAGAAGCAAGUCUCAUGACAUCCCAAUCUCCUCUUCCUCUUCCCCUUCCCCCUCCCCUCCUCCCACCAUCAAAUCAAAACCCCCAAAAUACCCCUCAUCAUCUCAAUUCUCCCAACCCAUCCCCAAACCACCCUCUUCCUCCUCCUUCCCACAACCCCAAAUCGGCCCCAUCCUCAACAAGCCAUACGCCGACGUUUCGUCCCUCUACGACAUCGGCCGGGAGCUCGGCCGCGGCCAGUUCGGCAUCACCUACCUCUGCACCGAGAAAUCCACCGGCCGGAACUUCGCCUGCAAGUCAAUAUCCCGCCGGAAGCUGGUCAACAAGAAGGACAUCGAGGACGUGCGGAGGGAGAUUCUGAUCCUCCAGCACCUCACCGGCCAGCCCAACAUCGUCGAGUUCAGGGGAGCGUACGAGGACAGGCAGGAUGUGCAUUUGGUCAUGGAGCUCUGCUCCGGCGGCGAGCUUUUUGACCGGAUUAUUGCCAAGGGGAGCUACUCGGAGAAGGAGGCGGCGAGGGUGAUUAGGCAGAUCGUGAACGUGGUUCACGUGUGUCAUUUCAUGGGGGUUAUGCAUCGGGAUUUGAAGCCGGAGAAUUUCUUGCUGGCGAGUCGGGAGGACGAUGCGCCCAUUAAGGCUACCGAUUUUGGGCUCUCGGUUUUCAUCGAAGAAGGAAAAGUAUACAAAGAACUUGUUGGGAGUGCAUAUUAUGUGGCUCCAGAAGUGUUGAGAAGAAGCUACGGAAAAGAAAUAGACGUGUGGAGUGCUGGAAUUAUCUUGUACAUACUUCUAAGCGGGUUUCCUCCAUUUUGGGCUGAGACCGAGAAAGGGAUAUUCGACGCAAUUCUGGAGACGAAUCUGGACUUGCAGAGCACACCAUGGCCCAAGAUUUCGGAUUCAGCCAAGGACCUCAUUAGCAAAAUGCUGGCAAGAGACCCUAGGAAACGGAUUACUGCUGCUCAAGCACUUGAGCAUCCAUGGUUGAAAGUGGGCGGGGACGCUUCUGAUAAGCCAAUUGACAGUGCUGUUUUGUCAAGGAUGAAGCAGCUUAGAGCCAUGAACAAGAUGAAGAAGCUUGCUUUGAAGGUAAUAGCAGAGAACCUUUCCGAAGAAGAAAUCAAGGGCUUGAAACAGAUGUUCAAGAACAUGGACACAGAUGGAAGUGGAACCAUCACUUACGACGAGCUCAAAGCUGGGUUGACGAGGCUAGGAUCCAAGCUCUCUGAAGCAGAAAUGAAGCAGCUAAUGGAUGCUGCCGAUGUAGACAAGAAUGGGACGAUCGACUACGUCGAGUUCAUAACGGCAACAAUGCAUCGGCAGAGGCUGGAGAAGGAAGAGCACUUGUUCGAAGCCUUCCAGUACUUUGACAAGGAUGGAAGUGGGUUUAUCACAAGAGAUGAGCUUAGACAUGCCAUGUCACAAUAUGGUAUGGGUGAUGAAGAUACCAUCAAUGAGAUCUUAGAUGAUGUUGAUAUCGAUAAGGAUGGCAAGAUCAACUAUGAGGAAUUUGUAGCCAUGAUGAGAAAAGGAAAUGCAGGAUCUUAGAGAUAAAGUUUGGAUGAAGAUGCACAAGUUAUUUUAUGUUUAUUAACAUUUAUAUGAAGAGGAAAUUGAAGUCUUGUUCUUUCCCCAAUAAUUUGACUUCUGAACUAAAAUGAAAAGAUGUCUUCAGUAAUGAGAAAAUGUAUAUAAGUGCAUAAUAUGGUCACAUAUUUCAUUACGGUCAGCAUAUGUAAAUUUGGUUCGAGUGCCAUUGUUCAAUACAUCUUAAGGUUUUAA
Molecule: messenger RNA, 4097 nt
Organism: Linum trigynum
Lineage: Eukaryota; Viridiplantae; Streptophyta; Magnoliopsida; Malpighiales; Linaceae
Source: the annotation of a GenBank genome assembly